Messenger RNA from Haliotis rubra (blacklip abalone), 1635 nucleotides. Its product is annotated as cholecystokinin receptor-like. Gene Ontology annotation, biological process: G protein-coupled receptor signaling pathway. Gene Ontology annotation, cellular component: membrane. The transcript has 2 exons. The record is from RefSeq and is a predicted model, not a curated record. NCBI's taxonomy places the organism in Eukaryota, Metazoa, Mollusca, Gastropoda, Lepetellida, Haliotidae. Bases 30 to 1217 code for a protein of 395 amino acids. Gene Ontology annotation, molecular function: G protein-coupled receptor activity.
AUCUGACUGGGGGCAUCGCUCACUGCAGAAUGGCAUCAUGCACACAGGACAUUCUACUAAACAUGAAAAACAUGUCUCUGGAGCUGGUGAAAACGAGGCUGGAGGAGAUAGAGACCGCCGAGCUUCCCUACAAGGUCCCGACGUUCAUCUUCCUGGCGUCUCUUCUAAUCUGCGGCAUCCCCGGUAACAUUAUCGUUUGCUUUGUCUACAAGUUCAACUUCCCGUCCGGACCAUCCAAGAGUUUUAUUCUGGGUCUUGCGUUGUUUGACCUACAAGUUUGCUUUAUUGGUGUGCCGUUUGAAAUCGUUGAUCUCAAAACUGAUUAUUUUCUCAAUAUCCCCUCGUUAUGUAAAAUAGUGAGAUUCAGUAACACCCUGGCCUCCGCGGCUUCCGUGCUGACAUUGCUCGUGAUCGCCGUCUAUCGCUACAAGAAAAUCUGCCUUCCCUUCAAGAAGCAAAUAACAAUGAAAGAAGUUCGAUAUGCUUUUGCUGGAGUGGGAAUAUCUGCUUUAUUCAUUUCUUGGCCAGCACUGGUUUUCUACGGCAACCAAACAAAACUGAUUGGCGGUUACGAGACAACAGACUGCUCAUUUGACAAUGUGUUCAUGAGCAAGUUCUUCCCACAGUUGUAUCAAGUGUUCCUGGGCGUCUUGUGUUUCAUCAUGAUCGGCAUCCUCGUCGUACUCUACACCCUCAUCGUUUUCCAGAUCAUUAGACAAAAACGUCGAGGACGGGCGCUUGGAUCUCACUCAGGAACCCUCGGUUCUCGUCUCGACCUCACAGAAGACACGAAACACAAACCGCCCGGUGGCUUAAGAAAGGGUUCCAAAGCAAUCAGCGCCAGUACUCUUAGUAUUGGCGGAGAGGUAAGAUCCGCGACGCUGGAGCGGAAACAGGCGAAACACGUUAAAAGGUCGCAAACAACUAUCAUGAUGUUGCUGGUGACCGUUGCUUUCAUCGUGUCCUAUAUCCCCCACGUGGUCCUCCAAAUGACCCGCAGGCUAGACAGCGGAUUUGAGGCCAGGGUCCACUGCAACAAGUCGGCGUCCGCCGCUUAUAAGCUCUUCCUUCGGUCCUUCUUCCUCAACAGCGCCAUCAACCCCAUCAUUUACGGCUUCUACAACACCAGGUUCAGGAGGGAGAGCAAGAGACUGCUUGUGGGAUUGCUUCACAUUAGAAACGACAAGGUGCAAGUGAGCACAGCGUCAAGUGACUGAGUACAAUCGGUUUGCUGUGUUCGGGAUUACACGUCUAAUUGACAUGGACUAAAGGUUAACAGAAAGAAGCUGUUAUAGGUGUCUGUUUACCCAGCAGACUAUUAACCUUCUAGCGCUUCACGGGCAGCUUGGUUUAUCCGGGGUAGUAAUAUCCACCAUGUUGUAUGCGCUGAGAGCAUAUCUCUGCGCCGUGGAGUUCUGUGCGUAAUAUGGUACAGCUGCAAAUGGGUACCUUGUGAGGAGUCUGCGUGAUAACUCGUUGCGCCUAAGAGACUGCGUGAAUACUCCCCAGGUAGCUGAGAUGGUUUUAAUGAAUGGCAGGAAAAAAGACAUCCGUUGAUCAAGGGAACACUCCAGCGCCUUGAGUAUGUACUAGUUGCGUGGAUAUGUGCGCGAUAUAAAUAACAUGUAAAACUAA